This is a messenger RNA of Chelmon rostratus (copperband butterflyfish), 4889 nucleotides long. RefSeq names its product vacuolar protein sorting 26 homolog B, like (gene vps26bl). Lineage: Eukaryota; Metazoa; Chordata; Actinopteri; Chaetodontiformes; Chaetodontidae. Gene Ontology annotation, biological process: intracellular protein transport; retrograde transport, endosome to Golgi. The coding region runs from base 139 to 1140 and encodes 333 amino acids. The record is from RefSeq and is a predicted model, not a curated record. Gene Ontology annotation, cellular component: endosome; retromer complex. The transcript has 6 exons.
AGGUGUUCAAUAAUCUGUGAAGCUGUUUUCUCUGGACAUCUCGCAGAAAACGAGCAUAAACUAGUGAGUGCUCCUUUGUAGAACAGGGGGCGUCUUUCUCAGCAGGAUCCAGUGACAGAGCCUGACUGACGAGCAGCCAUGAGCUUCUUUGGUUUUGGUCAAAGUGCGGACAUCGAUAUAGUUCUGAAUGACGCCGAAACGAGAAAGAAAGCUGAGCAUAAAAGCGAAGACGGCAGGAAGGACAAAUAUUUUCUCUUCUACGACGGGGAAACGGUGUCGGGGAAAGUCAACGUUACUCUCAAGUACCCGGGAAAGAGGCUGGAGCACAACGGCAUCAAGAUCGAGUUCAUCGGUCAGAUAGAGCUGUACUACGACAGAGGAAACCAUCAUGAGUUUGUGUCUCUUGUGAAAGACUUGGCUCGUCCAGGGGAGCUCACACAGUCACAGACGUUUGACUUUGAGUUCACACAUGUGGAGAAACCCUACGAGUCUUACACCGGUCAGAAUGUCAAACUACGCUACUUUCUGAGGGCGACAGUAAGUCGAAGACUGAGUGACAUCAGCAAAGAGCUGGACAUUGUGGUUCACACACUCAGCACCUACCCUGAGCUCAACUCCUCCAUCAAGAUGGAAGUGGGGAUCGAGGACUGUCUACACAUAGAGUUUGAGUACAAUAAAUCCAAGUAUCACCUAAAAGAUGUGAUUGUAGGGAAGAUUUACUUUCUGCUGGUGAGGAUUAAGAUCAAACAUAUGGAGAUUGACAUCAUCAAGCGGGAGACUACUGGCACAGGGCCAAAUGUCUACCACGAGAACGACACCAUAGCAAAGUAUGAAAUCAUGGAUGGUGCACCAGUCAGAGGAGAGUCCAUCCCCAUAAGGCUGUUUCUAGCAGGCUAUGAGAUGACACCCACCAUGAGGGACAUUAACAAGAAGUUCUCUGUGCGGUAUUACCUCAACCUGGUCCUCAUCGAUGAGGAGGAAAGGCGUUAUUUCAAACAGCAGGAGAUCACACUGUGGAGGAAAGGUGACAUAGUGAGGAAGAGCAUGUCUCACCAAGCAGCCAUUGCUUCCCAGCGCUUCGAAGGCUCCUCCAAUCCAGAGAGGUCCCAGACCCAGAGCAGUGAAGAAGACCUCAGCUAAAGCCCAGCACUGACUUCACCCUCGUGUAGUGAGUGUCUGAGCGAACACAGUGUAGAGACUGUCAGCCAAUUCUGAAUGUGAAUUUCAUUUGUUUGCAUCGAGAUAGAAUGUGCUGCAGUGUUUUUCAGGAUGAGUGAGUGAGAGAGAAGCUUUGAAGUGUGUGUGUGUGUGUGUGUGUGUGUGUGUGUGUGUGUGUGUGUGUGUGUGUGUGUGUGUGUGUGUGUGUGUGUGUGUGUGUGUCAAGGGAGCAAACAGUCAGACCAGGUUCAGGCUUUAGUUGCAAGUAAUUCUGCAUAUUUGUUUGUUUUAACUACCUUGAAGUACCAGCUGGGUGGAGUUUACCACAUUAAGACUGAUCUGACAGUGUCAGCAAUUUUCUCUGUCGCAAGGAAACUGCACAAAAUUGACUUAAGUGCAUGACUUUUUUGGGGGGCAACUUUUAUUAUACAGUUCAGUGUGGCAAACUUCACCUAUUAGAUGCACUUAAGUAUCAUUUGCAAAUAUUGUUUGACCAUUAUGAUGAAUUCAUGUGUGUGUGUGAAUGUACAGUAUGUGGCAGAGAGCCACCUCGGGUGUAUUUCUAACGUGACCUUUUCUUCAAACUACUUGCUUGGCUGGAAGACUGCGCUGUGCAGAUACUGUAGUCAUACAGUAGGUUUCUAAAAAAUGUGUAAACAACAGUAACCUGACAUUGAUUCAUUAUCAUUUCAUUUCGCUGCCAUGCCCUCCUUUCAUUAGUUUUUUAUUUAAAAAUGUCUUACCAUUUUUUUGGCUCUUCAUUUUAAAAAGCAAACAAUGGUUUAAAUAAUAAACACAAGAGCUCUAAAUGAAAGGAAAAACAUUUACAUAUUUGUACAAGACAGAGCUUCAGAUAUUUUCAUACAUUCCAAGGCUUUCAUCAGACAUAGGCAUGACUGUAGAUAAUUUAUUGUUGAAGAAGACUUCCAUCCAUUUUUAACCAGCUUUUUACAUGUUUGAUGCAUCAGCUGGUUGUGGCUUGGUGUCAGCUGUUGCCACUGCUGCUAAAACAAACGUGGCUUUUGUCAGCGCUGUGGGAUUUUACAUCCAUCAUUGUUCCAGUCUGAUAGUUUGAAGCCCUGCUUUCUUAUUUGCACUAUGAUCUCAUGCUUUUUUGCUCUCAGUGCUGUUAAUUAACUCAGUAGACUCAUGGCAGGUUUCAGGAGUAGAGUGAAAAGGAGACAAUACCCUGGCAUCACUUCAAAUCUAAUCCAGACAGUAUUACACCUGUGUUAAGUGACAAAGUCGGCAUAGAUGCUCGUGAGUCCUGCUGGGACAGAUCCGUUUGGUUAGUUAGCUUUGUGCCUAAGCAUUUAUUGCCAAAAUGUUUCUGUGCAGUCCUACAGAACAGUAGCCACAGUGUGCCGCGUAGCCCUUUCUUUCUUUUUAGACUGUGCUCAUCAGUUUUUUCCAUUACUGUCACUUUUCUCAAGGUAAAAAAAUGGGUUUGUUGUAAAGGUGGUAUCAAAAAUGUUAUUGUGAAAAAAAUGAAUUGUAUAAGAAAGGCUACUCAGUCAUAUUAGCUCUUAAUUAAAUUUCUGAAAUGGAAGUAUCCCAAACUCUGUAUAUUUCUAAGCAUAAUCAGGUUUUUGUUACAACUGGCCAACCAGAGUAGAGUUCCUGUGCCAUUACUUCUUUUUAUUUUGUUUCCUUUUCUGAAAUAUAUUUUCUCCAUCCUGAAAAGAGCACACUACCAAGUGUGAAGCACUGAAACUGAGCCCCAGCACUCGGCCUGUUGUCCUUACAUUGCCCUAGCCUGCAACUAUUUGCUUGACGAGCUCACGCUGUGCAACUUGGCACAAUCUAUCAGCGUUUAUCUUUAAGUUUUUUUUCUAUUUUGUAUUUUUCCUGGCAGUAAGCUUAGGUUUUAAUAUGCUGUUGUGCUCAAACAACAUGUCCACUUUGGCCAGACUGCUGUUUAAGUAACUGCUAAAAUAGAGGACACACUAGACAAUAGAGGAAGACACUUGUAUUUGGAUUCAUGUAGCCUGACUUCAGGGUUCAGAGGUUUCCCUCUUUAGAGAUUCUUCCAUCAAUGUUAUUGAUGGUGGUAGAAAUCACUGUCUUGUAAACUGAGAUGUCAUUUGUAUUAAGGGACUGUGUUAAAAUUGUUUGUGUGGGGAGAGGCGAUGAACCUUCAGUGUGUUUUGGACCCUCCCCUGCCAUAGCAGCAAUACUUUUCCCUUCUAAUUUCUCAACUCAGCCCUGAUUUCAAGCUCAGUAUGUUAGCGGGUCAAUCAUUUUUACAUACUUUAAAUCACAUAUAAGGAGUGGAAUUGGUAAAUGGUAAAUUUAUGGUAAACAUAACAAAUAGUUAAUUCUGUUAACAAACAUUCCAGCUACGACUCUAUUUUAGAGCCAAGAGCUACAAAAUGAACAGCUAUUACCACUGUCACUGACGCUCUGUGGCUACUAAAGGGCCUCAGCAUUGGAAUAUUUUCACUUCAUCUCUGGGUAGAACAGGUCGGGUUGUGAACAUGCAUGAUCUUAUAGGUUAACUCCAUACGAUACUGGACAUUUACCAUUUCUGUUGUUCUUUCGAGGUGCAGGAUAAAAUGAAAGUGACCAUUGGCCAGUGAAAAAAUGGCAUGCUCUUUGCUCGUGUUCAGACAGAAUGAGAAUUCAGUUUUUCACAUACAAGGAAUUGCUUUGGUAUUUUGGUACAUAACAAUAAACAUAGAGUAGUGGGAGAAAAAGAAAGAAUAUACAAGUACUCCAGAAGUCAGGAAUCACAAAUAAAACAGAUUUUUUUUAAAUGUACAAUGAAAAAUCUAAAGAUAUAUAUUUAAAAGAAUGAAACAUUUAUCUGCGUUUAAAAUGAUAAGAAAUGUGCAGUCGUGAAAUCGAGAGGAUGGGAUGUACAAAAUACAGACAGCACUGAGUAAAUUUUACAGGUGGUGCGAUUACAUGCAGGGCCUAUGGAAAGAUGUGGAUUUGCCUGGAGAGUCUGAAAUCGACGUAAGGCUCAGCGUCCAUACUGAAAUAUUUGCACAUAUUGUGGUUGCUUUAACACAUUUUUAGAGCAAUAAGGUCUCUUACUAACUAUAAAUAUACACAUCUACUAUUCUCAAAACUGAUACCAUGGACAGAAAAUAAAGACUUGAUACAGAGAAAUUAUUUGAGGCAAAACACCUUUUUGGUCCAUGGUGCACUCAAAAGGCAUAUUUUUGAUUUAAUUAAGUAACUGAUAAACUUCAUAAGAAACGAUUGCAUAAAAUAUAUAUCUGGAGUGUGGAAAAAUGAAACAUCCAUCCCUACCCCCCCCUUCUCUGACCCCACCUUCCCUCCUAAUAACUUUCUUGCAGUCCCUAAAUUGUAUAGAAUGUAUUCUGCAUUAUCUUUCUGCCUAACUCAGAAACACUUCACUGAAAUCUGUUGAGGGAAAAAAGUACCAUUCAAGGACCCAAAGCAACUCUGGACUGCAGACAGUAAAUGUUUUUUUUACUGUAGUUGUUCUGUUAUGUGGCUGUUUUUGUAUUUUUACAAACACAGCAGCCAUACUAACCCAGUUCAUAAUGGGAGUAAACUGAUUAAAAUAGGAAAGAAAUUGAUGAAAUGUACAAUGUAAAUGCAAUCCUCCUGCUCUCCUGUUUAUGUUCAUGUCAUAUUUUAUCUUCCUGUCUAUAAAUGUUGAUUUUAAUCAUUUUAUAUUCCUGUUUUACUUUGAAUUAAAAGGGAGUAACUGAAAGGCAUAUUUCGUAUGUGUUAAUUGCGUAACAUUGAUGUGUAAG